AUGGCCGAGCCAAGUGCCCCAGCACCCCGGGACGCCGCCUCACAUCCUGAAAAAGAGGUCCUUUCGAGUACCACAGCAUCUUCCGACAUCGACAUCCAGAGUGCCGCCACGGCUCAUGACCAGACUGGCUUGCACUCGUUCAUGGAAGGGGCCGAUACCGAAGAGCUCCAAAAGAUUGCAACCACCCUGUCUCGCCAUCGAUCAGUCACCCAUCCCGCAGCCCACCAUCACCUGGACCCCGUCCUCGACCCUGAAAGCGACCGUUUCGACUUGUCCAAGUGGGUAAAGGACUUCAUCACCCAUCUUCAGCCCGAGGACCACGCCAAAGAUGCCCACCCGAGCGUAUCCUUCAGCAACCUCAGCGUCUUUGGUACCGGCUCCGAGCUUCAGUUGCAGGCCUCCGUCAGCGAUGUGUUCAUGUCACUCUUCCGUCCUGGCGAGAUCUUUUCGUUCGGCAAGACCAAGCCCAAGCAGAUCCUCCACGACUUCAAUGGUCUUCUCAAGAGUGGUGAACUCCUCGUCGUCCUUGGCCGCCCGGGAUCCGGAUGCAGUACUUUCCUGAAGAGCAUCUGCGGAGAGCUUCACGGUCUUCAUCUCGACGACAAGGCUUCCAUCCACUACAACGGCAUUCCCCAGCACCAAAUGGUCAAGGAGUUCAAGGGCGAGCUCGUCUACAACCAGGAGGUCGACAAGCACUUUCCCCAUCUCACCGUCGGCCAAACCCUCGAGUUCGCAGCAACCGUCCGCACCCCUGCCACCCGCAUUGAGAACAUGUCCAGGGCCGAGUACUGUCGCUACAUGGCCAAGGUCGUCAUGGCCAUCUUUGGCCUCAGCCACACCUACCACACCAAGGUCGGUGAUGACUUCAUCCGGGGCGUCAGUGGUGGUGAACGCAAGCGUGUCAGUAUCGCUGAGAUGUUCCUCGCGGGAAGUCCUAUCUGUGCCUGGGACAACAGCACCCGCGGUCUUGACUCGUCCAGCGCUCUCAAGUUCGUUCAAGCCCUGCGCAUGUCCUCCAACAUGGGCAACCACGCCCACGCUGUCGCCAUUUACCAAGCCAGUCAAGCCAUCUACGACGAAUUCGACAAGGCCACCGUGUUGUACGAAGGUCGGCAGAUCUACUUUGGUCCGGCGUCCAUGGCCAAGUCCUUCUUUGAGCGGCAAGGCUGGUACUGCCCACCUCGUCAGACCACCGGUGACUUCUUGACGGCCGUCACCAACCCUCACGAAAGACAGCCCCGUCAAGGCAUGGAGCUCAAGGUCCCUCGUACCGCUGAAGAGUUUGAGCGUUACUGGCGAGAGUCUCCCGAGUACAAGGCCUUGCAGGAAGAGAUCGAGCACUAUGAGGAAGAGUUCCGUGGCGAGCGCAAGACUGAAGCCAUUGCCCAGCUUCGUGAGCAAAAGGAACGUCGACAGGCCAAGCACGUCAGGCCCAAGUCACCUUAUACCAUCUCCAUUGCCAUGCAAAUCAAAGCAUGUACCGUCCGCGCCUACCAACGAAUCUGGGGCGACCGCACCGCUACCUUUACCAUGAUGUUUGCCAACCUCGUCCUCGCUCUGAUCAUCGGAUCCAUCUUCUAUGGAAACCCCGACGCUACCGCCGGUUUCGCUGGCAAGGGCUCUGUCCUUUUCAUGGCCAUCCUGCUCAAUGCCCUGACCGCCAUCACCGAGAUCAACUCUUUAUACGCUCAACGUCCCAUGGUGGAAAAGCACGCCUCCUUCGCCUUCUAUCACCCCGCUUGCGAAGCCGCUGCCGGAAUCGUUGCAGACAUCCCCAUCAAGUUUGCGACUGCCACCAUCUUCAACAUCCUGGUCUACUUCCUUGCUGGUCUCCGCCGCGAACCCGGUCAAUUCUUCCUGUACUUCAUUGUCUCCUACCUGUCGACCUUUAUCAUGAGCGCCUUUUUCCGGACCAUCGCCGCCAGUACGAGAACCGUAUCUCAAGCCCUUGCUUUAGCUGGCGUGCUGGUCCUCGCUCUGAUCAUCUACACGGGCUACAUUGUCCCUGUGCCGGAGAUGAAACCCUGGUUUGGCUGGAUUCGGUGGAUCAACCCCAUCUACUACGGCUUCGAGAUCCUCAUUGCCAACGAGUUCCACGGGAGGGAGUUUACUUGCUCGAGUAUCGUCCCGCCCUAUCCGAAUCGCAUCGGGGAUUCCUGGAUCUGUGCUAGUACCGGUGCUGUGGCUGGUCGGGCGACUGUCUCGGGUGACAUGUACAUGAAGGUCACCUACGGAUACACCUACGCGCACGUCUGGCGCAACUUUGGCAUCCUCUGGGCUUUCCUGGCCGGCUUCCUGUUUAUCUACUUGCUGGCCACGGAACUCAACUCAUCCAACACCAGCACCGCCGAGGCUUUGGUCUUCCGGAGGGGCCACGUCCCCGCCCGCUUGCAGCAGAAGGCCAAGGACGCUGAGAAGUCUGGUGAUGGUGGCCUGCUGCAGCAGGAGGCGCCGCUAGAUCCCAAGAGUCUGGUCGAUCCCCAAACGGAUAUCUUCACCUGGAAGGACGUGGUGUAUGACAUUGACUACCAAGGCGGCCAGAGACGGUUGUUGGAUCAUGUUAAUGGAUGGGUCAAGCCUGGUACCUUGACGGCGCUGAUGGGCGCUAGUGGUGCGGGAAAGACAACGCUUUUGAACGUGCUGGCUCAACGGACAACGAUGGGCGUGGUGACAGGUGAUAUGUUGGUUAACGGGACGCCAUUUGGAGCGGAUUUCCAGAGACAGACUGGUUAUGUGCAGCAGCAGGACCUCCACCUUGAGACGGCAACUGUCAGGGAAAGUCUUCGCUUCAGUGCCAUGCUCCGCCGUCCCAAGACCGUCAGCAAGCAGGAAAAGUACGAUUACGUGGAAAAGGUUAUCAAGAUGCUCGGCAUGGCAGACUACGCUGAUGCCGUCGUCGGUGUGCCCGGCGAAGGUCUCAACGUUGAACAGCGCAAGUUGCUCACCAUUGGCGUUGAGCUCGUUGCCAAACCCAAGCUCCUUCUCUUCCUCGAUGAGCCCACCUCUGGAUUGGAUUCCCAAUCUGCCUGGACGAUCUGCGUCUUCCUCCGCAAGCUCGCCAACGCCGGUCAAGCCAUCCUCUGCACCAUCCACCAACCGAACGCCAUCCUUUUUCAGCAAUUCGACCGUCUCCUGUUCCUCGCCCCCGGUGGCAAGACCGUCUACUUUGGCCAGAUCGGACAAAACUCCAAGACCCUCCUCGAAUACUUUGAAUCCAACGGUGCCCGCCCCUGCGGUGACCAAGAGAACCCAGCCGAGUACAUGCUUGAGAUUGUGGCGGAUGGUACCAACAACAAGGGGAAAAACUGGCCGUCGGUCUGGAAGGCUAGCUCGGAGUAUCAAGAAGUCCUGACUGAACUCGACAACAUCCACUCGUCCACUGCCGGCACACCGUCCGCACAAACCACGGAUCCAGGUUACGUCGCCUCCGAAUUCGCCAUGCCCUUCACGUCUCAGCUCUGGGUCGUAACCGAACGCAUCUUCCAACAAUACUGGCGCAUGCCGGGCUACAUCAUCGCCAAGUUCUUGUUGGGUGUCAUGUCUGGCCUCUUCGUCGGCUUCACCUUCUUCAAGCCCCACAGCACGCAAGCCGGCAUGCGUAACGUCGUCUUCUCCGUGUUCAUGAUCACCACCCUCUUCACCACCCUGGUACAACAGAUUCAGCCUCUUUUCGUCACCCAGCGUUCUCUCUAUGAAGGGCGCGAACGUCCCUCCAAGACUUAUUCCUGGAAGGCGUUCCUCUUUGCCAACAUGUUUGUCGAGAUGCCCUACCAAGUUUUAUGCGGCGUCCUGACCUACGCAUGCUUCUACUACCCCGUGGUUGGCGUGCAGGAUUCGGACCGUCAGGGUUUGGUGCUGUUGUACAUGAUCCAGCUCUUUGUAUACUCCUCCGCCUUUGCGCACAUGACCAUUGCCGUCCUUCCCGACGCCCAGGCUGCUUCCGGUAUCGUCAUCUUGUUGACGAUGAUGUCCACCAUAUUCUCCGGCGUCUUGCAAACCCGCAUCGCUCUUCCAGGAUUCUGGACAUUUAUGUACCGUGUAUCGCCGUUUACCUACUGGAUUGGGGGUAUUGUCAGCACCAUGCUGCACAACCGCUCCGUCACUUGUUCUGCCGAGGAGACUCUGACGUUCAACCCACCGCAGGGUAUGUCGUGCGCGCAGUAUCUUGGGCCGAUGAUGCAGCAGGCGGAAGGAGUGCUUCAGAACCCCAAUGCGACUGAGUCGUCCAAAAUGGGCAAAUUCCACACCUCCCUCCCCCCCUCUCUGCUCCCCUGGAUCCUCUCCCAACCCGUCUUCUUCGUCUCCACCGCCCCCCUUUCUCCCCAAGGCCACAUCAACGUCUCCCCCAAAGGCACCUUUCCCAACAUCAACUCCUUAGGCUACAUCCCUUCUCCCGAGGGGUCAACCAAGCCAGCCCAAUUCUGGUACCUAGACCUCUCCGGUUCCGGCUCGGAAACGAUUUCCCACCUUUACGAACCGGGAAAUGGGCGGAUUACGGUCAUGUUCUCGGCGCCUAGGAUUGUGAGAUUGUUUGGACGGGGGAAGGUGUUGGAGAAUGGGACGAAGGAGUUUGAAGAGUGGACGAAGAAGGAAGGAGUCGAAGUGAUUCCCGGUGCCAGAAGCGUGGUGGUGGUGAAGUUGGAGCUGGUGGGCGAUAGUUGUGGGUUUGCGGUGCCGGUUAUGGAGUUUAGGGAGAGGAGGGAGGUGUUGAAUGAUCAUUUUCGGAAGAGGAUACUGGGCGUACAAGAACGCUUGGAGCUUGGAUGGAUUACCGGGCAUGGAGGUGGCGAGGAAGACGGGUGA
Neurospora tetraspora is the source of this 4803-nucleotide messenger RNA. RefSeq names its product ABC-2 type transporter-domain-containing protein. The transcript has 6 exons. Gene Ontology annotation, biological process: transmembrane transport. The coding region runs from base 1 to 4803 and encodes 1600 amino acids. The record is from RefSeq and is a predicted model, not a curated record. Gene Ontology annotation, molecular function: ATP hydrolysis activity; ATP binding; ABC-type transporter activity. Gene Ontology annotation, cellular component: membrane. NCBI's taxonomy places the organism in Eukaryota, Fungi, Ascomycota, Sordariomycetes, Sordariales, Sordariaceae.